CACGCUGUAAGAACAAUAGUUUAAUUUGAUUCUAAUAUAUCUCUUAUUCAGAAUUCUAAGAAACGACGCCGAGCGUCGGUAAGCGUCGCGUCACGAACAACGAGCAACCGCGAAGUACAUACCACUAUGGCGCUAUUAUGGCGGUCCGAAAACUUGUUUCCUCUGCGUGGCGUCUUCUUCGAACUUCUCUGGCUCGCAUAGCUCCGGCCUUUGCACAUCAGCGCCAUCACCUUCCUCCUUCUUUCCCGGACAACCACCACAUGCUUUAUAGAUUAAAAUAUGAUACGACGCACAGCAAUAUAUAACUGGAGUGUCUUAUGAAAUAAACUAAUUUUAUUUCAAUUAUAAAAUAAUACUCAAGUAUUUAUCUCAGGACAAACAUUUUUCUUUAAAUAAUCAUUCGACAUGAAGUGAAAAUGAAUCGCUUGCCGAAUUGGAAAAUACUACAAUAUUUUAAGAAGCGAAAACAACAGGAUCCUACUACCCUAGAAUAUUUGCAUCGUGAUAUCGAGACGGACAUUCACCUACAACCAACGGAAGAUUUAUUACGAAGUCUGCAAACUAAUACGAAGCGUGGCCUAUCCACGGCUGUUGCACGCGAUCUUUUAAACAAAACUGGACCGAAUGUACUUACACCAGCGAAAAAGACUUCCAACGUUUUAAAAUUCGUAAACCGAUGCUUCGGAGGAUUCUCUGCGUUAAUAUGGGUGGGCGCUUUUCUCAGUUUUUCCAAUUACCUUUUGGAACACGGAACACACGGCGAAGCAUCCAACGAACAUUUAGGAAUUGGUAUCGUUCUUGUUAGCCUGAUUUUAAUCACGGCACUCUUUAGCCAAUAUCAGGAAUCAAAAAGCUCUCGAAUCAUGGAAUCGUUUCAGCAAAUGUUACCGCAAAAAGCGAUGGUCCUUAGGGACGGUUCGAAGAAGAAGUUGAACGUAGCCGAAUUGGUCGCCGGGGACAUUGUCCUUUUGGAAACCGGUGACCGAGUACCCGCUGACAUUAGAGUCCUGGAAUGUCAAGGUUUGAAGGCGGACAAUGCUUCGAUCACCGGAGAAUCCAUUCCACUUUUGAGGACAGCUAACGUUCUUCCAGUAAAUAGCGUCCUCGAAGCGAAGAACAUGGUAUUCUUCGGCACCGAUAUAGUAGAAGGCACAGGGAAAGGAGUCGUAGUUAGCCGUGGUGACCAGACGGUGAUGGGUAGAGUCGCUAAGCUAACAUCGAAAUUAGUAUCAAGACCGACCCCUCUUACCCGUGAGAUUAAUAGAUUUAUGGUACUAAUCUCGGGUUGGGCGGUCUUCCUUGGAGUUCUCUUCUUCGUCCUGUCCAUCGCUCUGGGAUACACUUUGAUCCACUCCACAGUAUUUUUAAUUGGUAUCAUUGUAGCAAACGUACCAGAAGGACUACUCGCUACCAUGACCGUUUGUCUGACCCUAACAGCCAAGAGAAUGGCGCAUAAAAAUUGUUUGGUAAAACGUUUGAAAGCUAUAGAGACACUGGGAUGCACUGCUGUUAUCUGCAGCGAUAAAACAGGAACGCUGACUCAAAAUAAAAUGACUGUGCGACACAUGUGGUUCAGUGGUGAAUUGAAAGAAGUAAUGUCUUCCGACGGGUGGAGAAAAUACAUUAAGGAUCCAGAUUUUCAUAAUUUAGCCAGAGUAGCUAGUCUUUGUAAUCGAGCUGAAUGGGCGCCUUUCCCUAAAAGGAAACCUCUACCCCCUUUGAACAAGAGAAAAAUUUUGGGGGAUGCAUCUGACGCUGCUUUAUUAAAAUGUAUGGAAGUGCUGGUGAAAGGAGGUGUGGAUACUUACAGGAAAGCUUAUCCAAAGGUGUUCGAGAUACCGUUCAAUUCGACGGACAAGUUUCAAGCUAACGUUCACGUAUACAAUAAUAAGCACUUCGUUGCACUGAAGGGCGCACCAGAAAGAGUAUUAGAACGAUGCUCGACCGUAGCGUUCGGUAACGAGACAAGAGUACUGAAUGAUGAAAUCAAGAAUGCUUAUACGGAGUCUUGUUACGUUCUUGCGAAUAAUGGCGAACGUGUACUUGGCUUUGCCGAUCUCGAUCUGCCGACUUCUGAUUUCCCUCUCGGCUACGUCUUCAAGGAUGAUCCUCCAAACUUUCCUCUUGAGAAUCUCAGACUAAUUGGAUUGAUGGCGAUGAUGGAUCCGCCGAGGCCAACAGUAUCGGAUGCAGUGUACAAAUGUCGUUGUGCCGGAAUCAAGGUGAUCAUGGUAACUGGUGAUCACCCUGACACAGCAAAGGCGAUCGCAAAAUUAGUAGGCAUCUUCACCGACGAAGAUCUUUUCCACCCCGAAGAAGACAAAAAGCAUUGCAUCGUGGUGACAGGAAUGGAAUUGCGUGACCUGAAGCCAGAAGAACUGGAUGCAAUUAUAAGAGGGUAUCCUGAGAUUAUUUUUGCUAGAACUUCACCAGUACAGAAGCUUCAGAUCGUGGAAAGUUGUCAACGACUUCAUUUGAUCACUGCGGUCACCGGUGAUGGAGUCAAUGAUUCACCGGCAUUGAAGAAGGCUGAUAUUGGUAUUGCCAUGGGGAUUGCUGGCUCGGAUGUGAGCAGAGAAGUUGCUGAUCUUAUUCUAUUAAAUGAUGACUUUGCAUCGAUAAUUACUGGAAUAGAAGAGGGACGAAGAGUGUUCGACAACCUGAAGUCGAGCAUCGCGUACACUUUGGCCAGUAAUGUUCCAGAAAUAGUACCUUUCCUGACGUUCAUUGUUUUCGGGAUUCCUUUACCUGUGGGCGUGAUCUGCGUGUUAUGCAUUGAUCUUGGUACUGACAUAUGGCCAGCUGUGUCACUGGCUUAUGAGAAAUCAGAAUCAGAUAUUAUGCUGAGGAAACCAAGAAUACCUCACAUAGAUCAUCUGGUCAGUCAUCGGUUACUCUUCAUGACUUACGGACAGAUCGGCAUUAUCGAAACCUGUGCUGGCUUUUUCACAUACUUUGUAGUUAUGGCGGAGCAUGGUUUUCUACCCGGUACAUUGUUUCGCCUGCGGUCACUAUGGGACAACACUGUUGUGAACGAUUUGAAAGACAGUUUCGGCCAAGAAUGGACGUACGAACAACGCAAGGUUCUUGAAUACACCUGUCACACUGCUUUCUUUGUGAGCAUAGUGAUCGUCCAAGUAGCCGACGUGAUGAUCUGCAAAACUCGACGAAACUCUCUUUUCCAACAAGGCAUGAACAACUGGGUCCUAAAUGUGGGAAUACUUUUUGAAAUUGCUGUGGCAUGCAUCGUGUGCUAUGCUCCUUAUAUGGACAAAAUUCUGAGUACUUAUGCGUUGAAGUUCGAAUGGUGGCUCCCUGGUAUUCCAUACGCUGUGAUCAUUUUGAUCUACGAAGAGCUUAGGAAGCUUUGGAUCAGAAAAAAUCCUGAAGGAUGGUGGGAUCGAGAAACUUGUUACUAAGUUUUAAAAAAAGAAAUAUAAACAGAAGUCAGCUUAUAGUACUUGAGAGCAAUUUGAAAAUGUAACACUAGAAGAUGCUUUCAUUUUGAUAAAAAUUUAUUGAAACAAAAUGGCCAUGCAACAUUAACAGAAAGAAGUAUCAAAGAAAUAGAAAGGCUAUUAAUAUCUUCGCUCUGCCUGUCGAUAAAAUUAUGAUUCUCAAUAUUUUCUGAUAAAAGAAGAGCUGUGUUGUUCGA
This is a messenger RNA of Osmia lignaria (orchard mason bee), 3655 nucleotides long. Its product is annotated as sodium/potassium-transporting ATPase subunit alpha. Lineage: Eukaryota; Metazoa; Arthropoda; Insecta; Hymenoptera; Megachilidae. The record is from RefSeq and is a predicted model, not a curated record. Gene Ontology annotation, cellular component: plasma membrane. Gene Ontology annotation, molecular function: ATP binding; P-type sodium:potassium-exchanging transporter activity; ATP hydrolysis activity. Gene Ontology annotation, biological process: proton transmembrane transport; intracellular sodium ion homeostasis; potassium ion import across plasma membrane.